Molecule: messenger RNA, 1282 nt
Organism: Olea europaea var. sylvestris
Lineage: Eukaryota; Viridiplantae; Streptophyta; Magnoliopsida; Lamiales; Oleaceae
Product: GDSL esterase/lipase At1g33811
Exons: 5
Coding region: 21-1127 (368 amino acids)
Molecular function (GO): hydrolase activity, acting on ester bonds
Source: RefSeq, a predicted model, not a curated record
AUGAGAGUCACUUAUAUACUAUGGCAAAAUUGAGUGAGUUCGUUUUGUGGGUCCUUUUUUCUUUCUUGUGGAUAACAACUAGGGCUUGCUCACAGCCUCAACAACCCCAAGUGCCAUGUCUUUUUAUCUUUGGGGACUCGUUAGUCGAUAAUGGUAACAACAACGGCAUACUCACUCUUGCCCGGGCCAACUACGGGCCUUAUGGCAUUGACUUCCCGGAAGGUGCCACUGGCCGCUUUACCAAUGGCCGAACUUAUAUCGAUAUUCUAGCUCAACUUCUAGGGUUUCCAGCCUACAUUCCACCAUUUGCAAGAACCCGUGGUCGAGCAUUACUCCGCGGAACAAAUUAUGCAUCGGGAGCAGCUGGAAUCAGGGACGAAACUGGAAAUAACUUGGGGGAUCACGUGUCAAUGAAUCAGCAGGUUGAAAGCUAUGUAAGAACAGUCCAAGAGUUGAGUAGAUAUUUCAGAGGAGAUUUGAAUGCAUUGGGAACUUAUCUCAGCAAAUGCAUAUUUUACUCAGGAAUGGGAAGCAAUGACUAUCUCAACAAUUACUUCAUGACUGAUUUCUAUUCAUCUUCUUCACAAUUUACCCCAAAAGCUUAUGCUGAUGCUCUUCUUCAAGAUUAUUCAAGACAAUUAUCGAACUUACACAAGUGGGGAGCUCGCAAGGUGGUAGUGACCGGGGUAGGCCAGAUCGGGUGCAUACCAUAUGAGCUAGCUCGAUAUAAUGGCAACGGUAGCAGAUGCAAUGAAGAGAUUAACAAUGCCAUUGUCCUUUUCAAUACAGGCCUCAAGAAAUUAGUGGAUCGAUUCAACAAGGGUCAGCUGCCCGGAGCAAAGUUUGUUUAUCUUGAUUCCUAUGAAAGUAGCAAAGACCUAGUGCUCAAUGCAAAAACUUACGGAUUUCAAGAGGUGGAGAAAGGAUGUUGUGGAGUAGGGAAAAACAAUGGACAAAUAACAUGUCUUCCUCUUCAAACACCAUGUGAAGAUCGAAGCAAGUACCUGUUCUGGGAUGCAUUUCACCCAUCUGAAGUUGCAAAUAUAUUGCUUGCCAAGAAAUCAUAUAGUUCAAAAUCUAAGUCAUAUGCUUAUCCCAUUAAUAUACACCAAUUAGCCAUGCUCUAAUCCCUUCUAAUGAUGAAUAAUUAUAAGUUAAAAUGCCACAAAGAAUUGCUUACUUUCGAUCAUUAAGUUGUGCGAAUUAAGGUUGUCUGUUCAGUUUUGUUUCAGUCAUUUUUUCUUGUUAAGAUUAAUUCUAAUGAAAUCAAAGUAAUUAUCUA